Haplochromis burtoni (Burton's mouthbrooder) is the source of this 2699-nucleotide messenger RNA. RefSeq names its product golgi reassembly stacking protein 1a (gene gorasp1a). Gene Ontology annotation, molecular function: protein binding. Bases 103 to 1539 code for a protein of 478 amino acids. Gene Ontology annotation, cellular component: Golgi apparatus. The transcript is spliced from 9 exons. Gene Ontology annotation, biological process: Golgi organization. The record is from RefSeq and is a predicted model, not a curated record. Lineage: Eukaryota; Metazoa; Chordata; Actinopteri; Cichliformes; Cichlidae.
UAUAAGAUACGGGUUUAUGAAAUUUGCUAACUUUGCAGGCGUCACAGCUGAGUCACAUCAAAUAACACUGAAAUUUGAAGCCGGUUUAACAGAAUCUGAAGUAUGAGGCAGCAAAUAAACACUGUCAAUGAUGUGCGACCCUGCACGGUGUCCGAGGAUCGACAGCAGCGAUGUUCGACUGGUUUGGGCUGCGGACAAGAUGGCCGAGAACUGUCAACUGUGGUGCAGCCAAAUUCCCCUGCAGAGAAGGCUGGCCUGCAGCCCUUCUUCGACUUCAUCCUGUCUCUUGACGCCAAGAGACUUAAUGAGGAAAAUGACCUUUUGAAGGAUGUUCUGAAAGCCAAUGUGGAGAGAGCAGUGAAGAUGGAGGUGUACAGCACUAAAACCACGAGGGUUCGUGAGCUGGAGGUGGUGCCCAGUAGCAUGUGGGGAGGGCAGGGUCUGCUGGGCGCUAGUGUUCGCUUCUGCAGCUACCAGGGGGCCAAUGAAAAUGUUUGGCAUGUCCUGGAUUUGGAAGCCAGUUCACCGGCUGCACUGGCGGGGCUUCAGCCCCACAGUGACUAUAUUGUGGGAGCAGAUCAGGUUUUGCAAGAUUCAGAAGACUUUUUCUCACUGAUUGAGGCCCAUGAAGGAAAACCUCUGAAGCUGCUGGUGUACAACACACAAACGGACCUAUGCAGAGAGGUGGUGGUCACACCAAACGGAGCAUGGGGAGGAGAGGGCAGUUUGGGUUGCGGUAUCGGUUAUGGCUACCUGCACCGAAUCCCUGCUAAUCCAGAAAUAUCAACAGUCGAGCCUUCUGCCCCUGAUGUUGAGGAGAACCACUCUCCAAAGCUGCCUGCGCAUGGAUACACAGAGGCACCUCUCAUGGCACCUUCAAGCAAUAGUGAAGAGUUAAACCUGGAGCAGGUCACCCUCGAGGACUCUUAUCUACCUCCACCCAUUCAAAGGGUCACCGAGCUUGGUUUUUCUGAUUCUGAAAUGGCAGUGAUGAACCCCGAUCCUUCAGACUUGGUGGACAGGCUGGAUCUGUCCAUGUCAUCCAUUGACAUGACAAACACCUCGCUGGCGAUGCACGAGGAGAAGGAAAGCGAGAUAUCUGGUGUUGAAGAGUUGGAGGACAGUGUUCUGCUCCCAUCAUUAGCAGACCACCAGAAUGAGCCACAAGAGCACAUCUCCCAGGCAGCCAGAGACCUCACUCCUGCUCUCUUGUCUGCUGAUUCAAGCGUCCCACCAGCUGGACUCUCCCACCUGCUCACAGAGUGUGCAGAGCCACAGAGCUCUCUCAUUGAGUCUAGUGAUAGCCAAAGUCCAACUAUAGGUGCGUUGUCUUUUUCUCUUGAGCCUUCUGUGCCCGCUGAAGACCUUCCUCGCUCAUCUCCUGUCGAUCUCAUCCCAUCUCUGGUCACCGAGGAGUCCACCGCAGACAGGUCUCCACCUCAGGCCAUCGAGGACACUCUCGGGUCAGUGGAUGAGAUCGCAGAGCCUCUGCAUGUGGCUUCUGCUCACCACUGUGACCAUGAGCACGAUGAUGAGUAGGAACCCAAGAAGUCACAUUUUGAGUAGGCUUAAGUCAGGCCAGACAAAUGCAAAGUGUCGACGACAAUCGUUUUGUUUUGUUUUUAAAGAAAUGAUUUUUAGGAUAGAUCAUCAGAGGGAAGACUUUAUCUUGUCAGUCUGUCUUGUUUGCAUGUAAGACUGCAUCAGCAGAUUGGUGACACUACAUAAACCAGCUACAGCAUUAAUGCAGAAGAUGGGUGAGGAAAAGGCACUGUAGUAAUCUUCUGUGUGUUUUGUAUGUGAGAAUUUAGUUACUGCUUAGUUGUAAGCCAGAACAGUUUUUAAAGGUCAAACUUUUUCCUUCCGAGUGCAAAUUUGGAUCAUACGGGUAAUGAGACUGCGUCUGGUAGGCCGAUGUGACAAAACUUGAAUUUUUCCAAAGACAGACAUUGCAAAGCACAGCUGCACCUUUUUAUCAAGGACAAUUAUCAAUAUUUUUUUGAAGUUACUAGACGGUUGGCCACUCAGAUUAGUCGCCAUAGUCUUUGGCGGUGGUGCAGUGUUACCUUUAAUGUUUUGAAGCAACGUCGUUUAAACUUAUCCAAAGAAACACUUUUAAUUAUAAGACAUGGGACAUUUUACUUUAUAUCCUCCAGAUUGGUGACACUACAUAAAGGGCUUUCACUGUGGGACGAUGCUGAAUAGAAACAGCACAGGUUUUACUUUUGUUUUUAACACUAAUAUUUAAUUAGAUUUUGUUCAGUGAUGUACUUUGUAAUGAGUCUAAAAUGGAUGUUUACUGCUGUAUAGCCAGAUUUAUGCCCCCUUUUAAUUUCCAUGACCUAUGCAACACUAGAUUAUACCCACCUUUCAUUUCAUAGACAAUGCAUUGCUAAUGUAAAGUAAGCAUUUAAUUAAAUAUAAGACUGCCAAGUUAGUAAUACUUGAGUAAUUCACUUUUGUUUGUUUUUUUUUUUUAGGGGCAUCUUAAUAGUUUUCAUUGGUCAAGUAGGUGCUAGUGUGUAAAAUAAGAAAAAGUAUUUUUUGCAGAUAUUUUUAUCAAUGAAUUGUCUGUUUUAUUAGGAAUGAGUGCAAAGUCUUGAUGAAUGUGAAAUGGGUGAAUCUUCGAUGGUUAAACAAUCACUGGGAAAGAAAAAAAAAAAAAGGAGUCCCUCGUUUCUCUUAUUUCACUUGAAUCA